Messenger RNA from Amborella trichopoda, 1830 nucleotides. Lineage: Eukaryota; Viridiplantae; Streptophyta; Magnoliopsida; Amborellales; Amborellaceae. The record is from RefSeq and is a predicted model, not a curated record.
CUGGGAAGUAACGCUCAUAAAAAUUCACCCCCGAUAAGUUGUUGUUCUUCUGUUCUGCGCUAUCCGCCGCUGAGCCACCCGUCUCUUCUGUUCUUCGCUACCAGCCGCUGAGCACCUCUCUCUUCGCAUCACGCCGCUAUCAGCCAGACCCCUCUCUUCGCACUCAGCCCUCGCAAGGGUUUACUCAUCUCUUUUUGUGCUCUGAUCCUUUCUAUUGAGCUCUGAUACUUGAGUACCGUACUUCUCUUCUCUAUCACACUCGAGGGUCCAAGAAGACGGAGGAGGAAGCAAAGAGCUCUGAUUUUCUCUGUGUUAUUCAUCUUGAGAGCGUCACUCCUAAUCUGGCUCUUGGUGAUGAAGUGAUUUGGCUUGGCCAUCAAAGGAGGUCUGCCUUUGGAGUUGCUGCUCGAUACAAUUCAGAUGAGAUGGUUGGUUCAGAAACAAGCAAGUCAAAUCCAGAUUGUGGUCGAUUGACAGAUCCACAACCUUGGCUAUUAAGAUAAGUAUUAGAAAGUGCGACUCGGACUGAGUAAUUGGUCAUGGCCCGAACCAAUUACUCAAGCCAAAUCCGAGUAACUCAAUCAAUUAGUAUCAAGUACUAUAGUAGCAAAAAAAAGGUUAAAAAAUAAAAAAAAUUUCAAAUAGAAAAUGUAUGUUUAAAGUGAAAUUAAGUAAACACAAUAGAAUUUAUAGUUCAUCAAAAAAGAUAUCAUUUUACCUUCAAAACCAGGCGUCAAAAAUAUUCAAGUUGGACUCAGAUCUUUCUGACUUGCACGGCCUUUCACUUGAAAACUUUACCCUCCCGCGCUUCUCUCUCUCAUCGAUGAAGCCUCUCCUCCGCAAAUGCCUCAUUCUCUCUCUCAUCAACAAGCAACAUGGUCUCCCAACACACAGGCCUCUCUCUCUCAUCAACAAGGUCUCUCCACACGAAGGCUCUCUCUUUUUCUCUAGCCUCUCAUCAGGUUUUAAUGGAGGGAUUGAAGGUUUCGAAGGUGGAUUUGACUACUUAUUUGCCCCCUUCUUCUUCAUCUAAUGCACAAAAAGGGCUUUUGCACCAGCUUAGCUUCAUAUUGUUAAGGUUUAAUGAAAAAUUUGAUGGAGUAGUCUUGGCCUAUCAUGACUUGAAAAUAAAGGAUAAAAUGGCCAUGGUUCUUUCAGGGCUGUCUCCAUAUUUUGGUGUGAAAUUGAAAGCAAAACUGUUACUUUUCUCCCCAAAGCCAGGAAUGCUUCUAGAAGGAACGGUAAAUAAGCUUGGAAAGGACUACAUCAGUAUCAUCGUCCUUGGGAUUUUCAAUGCAGGCAUUGCCAUCACAGACAUUCGUGAAGAAGAUGGUGAGCCAAUUUGGGUCAGUACAGAUCAUAGGGACCAUGUUAUUAGAACUGGAACAGUGUUACGUUUCUUGGUUGAGAGUGUGAUGGAGGAUAUAUUCAUAGAAAUUUCUGGGUCCCUGAAGCGGUCUAACACAGGAUGUGUUCGUUGGUUAUCUUCUCAUGAAGUAGAAAGUGCCUCGACUCACAAAGGAGUCACAAGAAACAUAAGUCUAAAGAGAGAAAGCCCCAUGAUCAUGAUUCCAUGCAAGAUGAUACAAGAGAAGAUUCGAACUCCCAUAAAAUGAGAAAAGCAAAGAGAACGGUUGUCUGAAAAUGUUGAAAGUUGAAAGUUGAAAGUUUUGGGAUUCAACCAAUGUUGUUUCUCCUGCAUCAAGUGCAAGUAACCUUUAAUUUAAAAUUGGUUUUGUACCAUAUUUGUGGUCGGAUGAUUUUUUUCCAUAGCAUUACUUUUACAGAGAAGAGACUUAUUAUAUAAACUCAUACACUGAUGAAUGUCUU